AUGGACGAUCAUUAUGAAGAUUCUUGUGCUGCUGCUGCGACUAUGGGGAUAUUCAACUACGUUACGAAUUUAAAAUUGGUUUUCAAUCCAUUUAAUAAUACCUCAAAAUUGUGUAGAAAUGUAUUAGCAUUGGUUCCACCUAGCGCAUCAACUCAAGUAAACGUCAAUAUAACAAAGAAGAAUGUAAACUCUCAACUUUAUUUAGAGUACAAGAAUGGCCAGAAACUCAACCUUGAAGUUACAGAUGGGAUGGACUAUCAUUCUUUGAUGAGGCAGAUCAGCAAAACUCCAAAUGAAUUGAAAUUAAAGGAAUCUAUUUAAUGCAUUGUUACAACACAUUUUCACCUAUCAAUCGUCAGUUAGUUCUUUGUCUAUAAUCUUGUUCUCACUUUCAUAUUCCUUGUCUUCGAUUCACAUCCUUGAAGAGAGUUUACGACGCUCUCAAUCACACCCGAACAGCUCUCAUAUAUGUCUCUAUUAGCGAAUGCUCUACCAAGUGCAGUAGCGGCGUUCCAUUGUAUCUUGUAAUUGAGUUGAGGUUGCAACUCAUCUUUUAGGAUGUUGAUCAUCCGCUUUGCUUGAUCUAUACUUUC
Molecule: messenger RNA, 593 nt
Organism: Wallemia mellicola CBS 633.66
Lineage: Eukaryota; Fungi; Basidiomycota; Wallemiomycetes; Wallemiales; Wallemiaceae
Exons: 2
Coding region: 1-321 (106 amino acids)
Cellular component (GO): mitochondrial large ribosomal subunit
Molecular function (GO): structural constituent of ribosome
Source: RefSeq, a predicted model, not a curated record